Molecule: messenger RNA, 6943 nt
Organism: Topomyia yanbarensis
Lineage: Eukaryota; Metazoa; Arthropoda; Insecta; Diptera; Culicidae
Gene: Mcr
Product: CD109 antigen
Exons: 8
Coding region: 577-5967 (1796 amino acids)
Cellular component (GO): extracellular region
Molecular function (GO): protein binding; endopeptidase inhibitor activity
Source: RefSeq, a predicted model, not a curated record
UCGUUCGCAACGGUCGGUUUUCUUGUUUCUUGUGUGAUAGGCGGUAUAAUAUCGCAACAGUUGUGUGCGGCUUUUACCAUGUUUUUAAUUUUUUCUCUCCCAAAACGCACACUCUUAUCUGUAUGAAAGGUGUAUUCGUUCUGGUGGAAGCGGGGCUCGCUGCUAAUUUGGGCUGUGUUUUGAUUGUGUGGCUUAAAUUUUGAAAUUACCGUCUUGUAUCCAGUCCCGCGUGCAAGUGAAGCAGAGCCAUUAGUUUGAAGUAGAGCCCUAGUGUAAAAGUGGUGCUUGUGUGGCUUAACCAAUGUGGCUCAGUUCCAGUAUUGUUUACUACUCCCAGUGUAUGAUCGUUCUAUUAGACGCGCUGUUAUGUUGACGGGCAAAUGUGCACUGUAAACCUCUAACCUUUGUACCAGCGUUUGGUGAAUUGAAGCAAAGAAGUUGGAUUAAUUAAAGUACUACAUAGUUUCGAAGGGAGGAUCCCGUACGGGCUUGGCAGAGCGUGGAUUACUUGGCUACUCGAACGACAUAGCACACCAAUACAGGCAGAUUGCCGUUCAAAAUAGGUCCCGUAGCAGCAUGACCCGCCGGCGUUUUCCGACCUGGUCGGGUGUGCUAUCGCUGCUUUUGUUGUACACCAGCCGUGUUUCACUGCUAGCGUGGGCUCAACAGACGAACCCAACCGAUGUCACACGAUACAAUCCGCUGGAUCCGUUCAACCGGCCACGUUUUAGUCCUACCUCAGGCAAUUUGCAACCUCAGGGAAGUCCGCAAUCGGGUAUUCCAGACCCUCGGAAUCCCAACUACAAUCGAGACUUCUACGGAACCGGUAACAUAGACACAAACAACAUCGAUAAUCGGUUCGAUCCCAGUCGGGAACGGAACCGAGAUGUUCUUUUCCAAUCCAGCACCCCGCGGGAUUUCAGUUCAAAUCGCUUUACCUCAACGCCAAGGCCACGCAACUUUAAUCAGGGAGUCAGUCGGAAUACUUUCCAGGAUUUCGCAAACAAUGCACUGAGCAAAGAGCUGACAUACUUCGUGGUGGCUUCACGGAUGGUUCGUCCGGGUCAGAUCUACAAAGUUUCAGUAAUAGUUCUUGAAACCCAGCAUCCUUUAUCGGUUCGGGCCAGUAUUUCCCGGGAUGGCGUUGAACUGAGUAGUGAGCAGAAGUCUGUACGUGUCGGUACUCCGGAACAGUUGCUGAUGAGAGUUCCUCCAACCAGUGUGAUCGGUGAUUACAAACUGCGAGUGGAAGGAUCAUACGAGAACACAUUUGGUGGAUACGUGUUUGUGAAUGAAACGAAAUUGACAUUUUCGCAAAGAUCUAUGACGAUCUUCGUACAGAUGGAUAAACCCGUAUACAUGCAGGGGGAAAUGAUUCGAUUCCGAACGAUUCCGAUAACGACUGAACUGAAGGGUUUCGAUAAUGCGAUCGAUGUUUACAUGCUGGAUCCAAAUAAGCACAUUAUGCGAAGAUGGCUGUCUCGGCAGUCUAACCUUGGUUCCGUUAGCUUGGAAUAUAAAUUAUCGGAUCAGCCUAUGUUCGGUGAGUGGACAAUUCAGGCAAUUGCUCAAGGACAGGUCGAGGAGGCAAAGUUCACAGUAGAAGAGUACUACCAAACGCGGUUUGAAGUGAAUGUAACGAUGCCAGCAUUUUUCUUCCAAACGGAUCCGUACAUCUACGGGAAAAUUAUGGCAAACUUUACAAAUGGCACACCUGUAAAGGGUAACCUGACAUUGAAGGCCACCAUUCGACCGAUUGGAUGGAUGAAUCCUAAGGCAAUCAACCACGUAAGUCGAGUUUGGAAUACAGGAAACCGUAGGGAACUGGACCCGAAUGUGCCUUACUAUUUGCAAAACAGCGAUCCGAAUCUUUACAAUGCACAAAAUACAUACACCAGUCAGUUGAACCAGGACAAUCAACCGAAUGACCAACGGUACCAACAGAACAGUGGCUUCCAGGAUUCGUACAUCGUUGAGCGGCACUAUAACUUCGAUGAAGAAUGGCCGUUUUGGGUUAAAAAGCCUGUAGAUACUGAUGCUCAGUGGGACUCCUGGACAAAUACCUACAGAGAAAGUCUUCCAUAUCUGCGAUAUUUCAACGGAACCUAUCAUUUCCGAUACCCUAUGGCUGAGCUUGCACAUUUGUUCACAAAUAACAUUGCAGGAAUGGAAGUUCUAAUUACGGCACGUGUCGGUGAGCGAUUCUAUGACGAAAUCAUUGAAGGUUACGCGAUGGCACGAGUCUACAACUCUUCGAUCAAAAUCGCUUUUCUCGGAAACUCUCCUCAAGUUUUCAAGCCGUCGAUGCCCUUCACACUGUACCUGAUUGCGGAAUACCACGAUGGAUCAGCGCUUCCGAUCAAUCCAUUAUACCCAGGUCGUAUGGAGAUUUCCGGUUCAAUCGACAGUCGUAGCGGAGGAGGUCGCAACUCGUUCGAGGUUAGAGAGCUUCAGAUGUCUGAUAAACCUGGAGUUUGGGAACUAAAAAUUGAUCUACGAAACGAUUUGAACUUGGAAAACAGCAAGCAGAGCAACGAUUUCCUGAAUGAGAUCCAAUCUAUGCGGCUGUCUGCGAUAUACACGAGCGCGACAGGAGAUCGUGCUACCACGGAACUUCUUCUUCUGUCCCACUUCUCGCCCAAUAACCACAAUAUCAAGGUUUCGACCAGCACUGCAGACGCGAAAGUGGGUGAAUAUAUCAUCUUCCACGUGCAAAGCAAUUUUUACAUCAAGGAUUUCCACUACAUCGUUAUGUCUAAGGGCAUAGUAUUAAUCACAGGGCAGGAAAUAUUGUCCGGAGGUGUUCGAACGAUGUCCAUCACGCUUAGUGCGGAAAUGGCCCCUGUCGCUACUAUAGUAGUAUGGCACAUCGGUAGAUACGGAAAGGUAAUUGCGGACAGUUUGACCUUCCCAGUUAAUGGAAUAUCGAGAAACAACUUCACGGUUCUCAUCAACAAUCGAAAGGCACGAACGGGUGAAAAAGUGGAAGUUGCGAUCUAUGGCGAAGCUGGAUCGUACGUUGGGUUGUCCGGUAUUGACAAAGCGUUCUAUUCGAUGCAAGCUGGUAAUGAACUGACAUACGCGAAUGUUAUUACAAAGAUGGCCACGUAUGACGAACCAACAAAUGGAACGUUUAAGAAGACGUGGAUUUCUCAUGAGGGUGAUGCCGAUGAAUUAGUGUAUUAUCCUAGUUCUACGUUUGGAAUUGAUGCCAACAGAACAUUUGAGUAUGCUGGGUUGGUGGUGUUUACGGAUGGAGUAAUUCCAAUGCGACCACUUACAUGUGAUACAUCCAUGAAUUACAGCGAGUGUUUGAAUGGCCGAUGCUAUCGAAAAGACAAAAGAUGCGAUGGUUAUUUAGAUUGCGAAGAUGGUACUGACGAAUCCGGCUGUGAUUCAGGUAACAGUACAGCUCUAACGGAAUUCCGAAAAUACAGAUUCAAUAGAAUCCUUCGACACUAUGGGAAUGUUUGGUUAUGGAAAGACAUCAACAUCGGCCCACACGGUAGGUACAUCUUCAAUCUGGAGGUCCCGCAGAUACCGGCACUUUGGAUGGUUUCUGCGUUCGGAGUGAGUGCCACUCGCGGAUUUGGUAUGAUAAGGAAACCUAUUGAAUAUGUCGGGAUUCAGCCAUUCUUCAUCAACAUUGAAAUGCCAACGGUUUGUCGACAAGGGGAACAAGUUGGAAUUCGCGUGGCGGUAUUCAACUACCAAACGGUGGAUAUCGAAGCUACUGUGGUCCUUCAUAGCUCUCCUGACUACAAAUUCGUUCACGUAGGGGAAGAUGGAAUUGUUCGUUCUUACAAUCCGAAAACCUCAUUUGGAGAACAUCAAUUCUACAUAUAUCUGCUGGCACAGGACUCCACUAACGUGUAUCUUCCAAUAGUACCAACCCGUCUGGGUGAAAUUGAAGUAACUAUACAUGCAUCAACUCUGCUCGGAGCUUACCAGUUGAGCCGCAAAAUCCGAGUAGAGGCUGAUGGCCUUCCGCAAUAUCGUCACCAAUCUACGUUACUUGAUCUCAGUAAUCGCGCCUAUUUCUUCCAAUACAUGCAUGUAAACGUUACGGAAACUCCAAUCAUUCCUUACGAAAUCGACCGUUACUAUGUUUUUGGUUCCAAUAAAGCCCACAUAUCCAUCGUGGGUGAUGUAGUCGGAGCUAUAUUUCCAACCAUGCCCAUCAACGCAACUUCCUUGCUCUCUCUGCCGGUGGAUUCGGCCGAACAAAACAUGUUCAGUUUUGCGGCCAAUUUCUAUACUAUUCAAUACAUGAGAGCUAUCAAACAGCGUAACAAGAAAACGGAAAAGCAGGCAUUCCACUAUAUGAAUAUCGGUUACCAGAAACAGCUGAGCUACCUUACUCCGGAUGGGUCCUUUUCGCUAUUCCGCGCCGAUUGGAACCAGUCGGCUUCUUCGGUUUGGCUCACGGCUUACUGCGCUCGAAUAUUCGCGGAAGCAUCUUUCUACGAGUACGAAAAUUUUAUCUACAUCGAUCCGCUCGUUAUUCAAAAGAAUAUCCACUAUUUGCUAAAACAUCAGAAGGAAGACGGUUCAUUCUGGGAGGUUACCUGGUUACCGGAUAGAAAGGUUAACCGGUCAUCGGAAAAUCCACGCAAUGAAGUUAUUCGCACGAAAAACAUUACUCUAACGGCACAAGUUUUGAUAACACUUUCAUCUGUUAAGGAUUUGUCUGGGAUACUUGGUUCGAAAGUGUCACUGGCAGAGCAAAAAGCAUCACGUUACAUAGAACGGAACCUAGGCCUAAUCAAAGACUAUGCAUCACCAUACGAGAUCUCAAUUGUUAGCUAUGCCCUGGCCAAGUCAAAAGCACCCCAAGCAGAGCACGCUUUCAAAAUUUUGGCAAGUCGGAUGAGAACAAUAGCCGACCUUGCCUACUGGGGUAACGACGAAGUUCCGCAGCCUCCGAGUAAACUAGAGAAUCAAAAAUACUUCAACCUACCUCGAUUACCGUACAAAUACGACUCCCUUAACAUUGAAACAACGGCGUACGCAUUGCUAACUUACGUUUCACGCCAGGAAACAUUUACCGUAGUACCGAUUGUGCGUUGGUUGAACUCUCAACGUCUCACCGAUGGCGGUUGGGCUUCCAGUCAGGACACCGGUAUCGCCAUGAAAGCUCUCGGCGAAUACAGUACCAGAAAUCGUAUUGCUGAUGUGACCACACUCUCCCUCACCGUGGAAGCUACCUCGCUGCCCGGCCAAUCGAAGGUCUUGCACAUCGGAAGAAACAACCUUGCCGCCAGUCAGAGUAUCGAGAUACCGAACGCAUGGGGUACCGUAAAGGUACAAGCUAGAGGUGUUGGCUACGCAAUUCUUCAGAUGCAUGUAGAAUAUUCGGUAGAUUCGAGAAAAUUCCAAACAAGUCCACCUGUUCCGGCGUUCGAUCUGACUACACGAACCAUUUUCCACGGCAGAAAUCAGUCGCAUAUCAGCUACGUCAUUUGCCAAAGAUGGAUAAAUACACAGGAAUCGAUUCGAUCUGGUAUGGCCGUACUGGACGUAGCCGUUCCCACUGGGUACAUGAUUCAACAACAGAAGCUCGAUCGGUACAUUCUCAGCAAACGGGUGCGAAAUCUUCAGCGCGCUCGGUAUCAAGAGCGAAAAGUGCUGUUCUACUUUGAUUAUCUUGACAGCGAAAUGAUAUGCGUUAACUUCACCCUCGAGCGAUGGAUGCCUGUAGCCAACAUGUCACGUUACCUACCAAUUCGAGUUUACGACUACCACGCACCAGAACGCUUCAACGAAACCUUAUUCGAUUCGCUGCAAACCUAUCUGUUGAACAUUUGCGAAGUGUGCGGCAGUUCCCAGUGUCCGUACUGUUCGAUCUACAACACCGCCAUUCGGAAUCCGGUUUCGGUGGUUCUACUGCUUGUCGCUAGUAUGCUGCUGGUGGCCCGUCACUAUCGAAUAGUUAAUCCAAACAGUUGGAUAUUUUGGAACGAUUAGGAAGCAGGAGGAUCGUGUCCUCUAUUCUAAACAAGGAUCCUGCCACGUGAGAACAGCUCUUUUAAAUGUUUAAGUCAGACGUGUAAAUAACUCGAAUUCGCGAUAACACGAAUCUCUGCUAGGAAACUGCAUGUGAACAGAAUGUGCGAUAUUUUUUGUUCUAGAACUCGUGAGAUGUUUUUUUUAAUGCUGAACCGCCGCACUCAUAUCAUACUGUUUUGCAUGAUUCCAUCCAAGGCAUUUGUUUUGUACAAUUAUCAGUCCAUUAUUUAAAUCAAACUGUACAAGCCAAUCCAAUAGAAAUUAGUAUUUUUUUAAUUCAAGUAAGUGAAAAAAGCAAGCAGCUGAGCAGGCAGGGGAUUGCGACAUUUCUCAAGUUUCGUUACGUGCUAUAAAUGCAGCGUAAAAUCGGGAAUUAAGAAGUAAUAGUUAUUGUUUUAUCUUUUGUAGUGCGAAUUUUAUUCGUUUCGUAGGGUUUAUAGGAUUAAUCUCACGCAACAGAAAUCUUCAGGCCGUCCAAAUUAUCUGGUCAUAAGUUUUGUAUUAUUUUAAGACACCUAAUUUUAAACAACCAAACGAAACCCAUCCAUGGAAGUAACUUAAAAGUGAAAUGAACUGGCGUAUAAUGUUUAUUUUGUCAAUAAAAACUCUUGACUUAUCCAGACGAUUCAUGUCGUACUAUAAUAGUCUCCAGAUUCAAUCGUAAAAAAAUAUCAAAGCUCUUUAGGCAAGCAAUAUAAACCGAUGUUACAAAUUGUCAGGUGCCUUAACCCAGUUGUUCAUAAUCAACCUCAAUGGAUGUGCUAAUUAAGCACAUUUUAAAAGACUCACAUUAAAAACAUAUGUUUGUGAGAUGGAAGGAAACGAUAUUUUCAAUGAAGGGUUUACUCCACAACAGUCACAGCAAGUUUUAGCAUAAUAACAGCUGUUUAGUAAUUGAAUUUUUUUUCUAAAUAAAUAUGUGGAAAUGAUAGAA